Dendronephthya gigantea is the source of this 2186-nucleotide messenger RNA. RefSeq lists its product as uncharacterized. The record is from RefSeq and is a predicted model, not a curated record. Lineage: Eukaryota; Metazoa; Cnidaria; Anthozoa; Malacalcyonacea; Nephtheidae. The transcript has 2 exons. The coding region runs from base 127 to 1161 and encodes 344 amino acids.
UAGAAAUUUCAAGUGUUGAUGAGUCUUCCUGAUCACGGCCUGGCAUAUACAGUGACGAAAGUCGAGCUUACGCUAAAGAAGAAAGAUUUAUAAAAGAUUCCGUAGACUUCACACAACUGAGUUGGUAUGAUGGUGAAACCCAGUGAACUGCAAAAAGAGGAAACAUCGCCACCUCUGACUGCGCGUUCAGAUCAAUCCGACAUGAAGCAAAACGAGAAAAAUCCAACCCGAUUUCGUGAUGAAGAAAUCAUCGCUGGCUUCAAAUUCACGAUGCAGUAUUUGGGGUGCGGCGAAGGACUAGAAUUCGGCGGCAGUGAUCUUGAGAUAGCGAACGUGAUACAUGAUAUCCACGCGUUGUAUUCGGAGAGAAAUGCAAAGCUCAGCAAAGCACGAACUGUUGUCGUGUUUGUGGACGCGGAAAAGAUCAACGUUUUUAACGAAGAUGAAGACGAAAUUUUGCUAACGUUCCCUUUGGCCUACGUGAAGGACGUGACGACGUGUUUGGAUCAAGCACCUUAUUCCAAGACGAGCGUGCUGGUUGCAAGGGAGUAUAAUGAGCCUUUGUACAAACCGUUCGUCUUCUACAGCAAGAGUACAGCGCGGACCGCUGAAUUUUACCAUUUCACGACGAGCGCUUUUCAACUCGGCUUCAAAAGGAUGGAAAACGAUAGUUUGGACUCUGGAUCGACCGCGGACGAGAUUGGCGAGUCUUCAUCGUCCAGUACGAGUUCCACACCGAGUGUGAGUUUGCGGAAAUCAAACGCUACGAAAAUCGGUCGGCCGAAAGGAAACCCGUACGACGAGGAGGACGGCGAUUUCGAUUCGGUACACGAGUUUGGAAAGAGCUCUCCUGAGUCGCGAAGACUUUUGAACGCCCACGACGAAUGCCUACAAAUGAAAAAAAAAUCUAAGGCCGCGAAAAGUUUUUCGGAAAGUCGACAAUCGAUCACCGUACGACUUUCGAACAACAACGGGAACGCAAAACAUGGAGUGAAAUUCAACUUGAAUAUUGGCGAUCAAAACAAUAACGAUAACGCUUUCGUAGACACGGUCGGCGACUCCUCGAGAUUGUUCGUUCCGAAUUGGUUCAGGAAUUCGUACAGGAAAUUUCGAAAAAUGUCAAAUCAACGAGCGAGCCGCGAAACACCCGAAGACGUUUGAUUCUAUCUCGUCAAAUCCAAGAUUGCAUGUUUUUGUAACAAAAUACGUCUCUUGGCAUAAUAAUGUAGAUCUGAUUUUGCUUGCCUGAUUAUAAUAUUAUGUCAUCUAGACAUUUUCAUCUGAUUUAUGAGUUGGAUUAAACGCAUGUCAAAACAGAAAUAUUGACUAGAUAAUUUCAUAAUUUUGAAGUAGAUUAUUUCGUAAUUUUUCGACCAAAUAAUUUUGGAUUCGUGCAUUUUUUCAUCAUUCUUUAAAACCGCAAACCACAACGGUCAAAUGAUUAGACUACCGCGGUCAAAUUUUCAAGCUUAAAUUUGUGCUGCAUGAGUGCAGUAUAUUUAUUUUUCUCAAAGUACUAAUCAUUUGUCAGGAUUCAGCGUUGCAUGGUGUUUCCGAAUCAAAUCCUCGAAACGAAUCUGGAAGCUUUAAAAAAUGCAAUAAUUCCGUAUCUCUGACGUCUAACUUGGUAUGGUUUAUGCCUGAAGUUAUAAAAAAAACAAUGAAAAUGAAUACUUUUUGCUGAAUUCGUGCCUGUGGUAACAAGUCAUGCGUCCACUGCGUCGAAUCUAAAUAUUUUGAGUGGAUUUAAAUGUUGAUUAAUUCGUUAAAACACUACUUCAGGUAGAUGGUCUGCAUUCGUAAUGCAGCAAUAUAUAUCUUUUCAUUUUGAAGUAGAAUAAGGGUGACAUUGAACUCUUUAAGUUUUUUAAAUCAGUUAUUGGAUGAUUAUAGUUCUUGAAAGUUAAAAAACACACAGAGAAAUUGGGACUAAUUUCCAGCGUCAUAAUUGUCAUAUUAACAAUAUCGGACUCCAAUCCUGAAUAACUCAACAGCUGCAGCCGCAGGCAAAAUAUCGAAGAAUCGAACUAGAUCAAACUGCCAUUAGUUGAGACUUGAGAUCCAGUUUUAAAGCACUGAUGCAAUUCUCGUUUGGAAUAUCGUUAAAGUCAGAAGAAAAUCGAGUUGAACUUGCAUUUAGUAACCUUUGAUAAUAUUAUGUACAAGAGGACAGUCCAUACGAAUUU